Zonotrichia leucophrys gambelii is the source of this 938-nucleotide messenger RNA. It is a transcript of the gene TCF15, whose product is annotated as transcription factor 15. Lineage: Eukaryota; Metazoa; Chordata; Aves; Passeriformes; Passerellidae. Gene Ontology annotation, biological process: developmental process; regulation of transcription by RNA polymerase II. Gene Ontology annotation, molecular function: RNA polymerase II transcription regulatory region sequence-specific DNA binding; DNA-binding transcription factor activity, RNA polymerase II-specific; protein dimerization activity. Bases 110 to 661 code for a protein of 183 amino acids. The transcript has 2 exons. The record is from RefSeq and is a predicted model, not a curated record.
CCCGGGAAGGCGCCCGGAGCCGCCGUCGCAGCUGUGCCGGCGGGGGAAGGCUCCCCGCAGCCCGGGGGGUGCCCCCAGCGGGGCCGGGGGUGCGGGCGGGCGCCCCAACAUGGCCUUCACCAUGCUGCGCCCCGUGGCCGCCCGCGUGCUCUACCCCGACCUCAGCAUGCUCUCGGAGGACGAGGAGAACCGCAGCGAGAGCGACACGUCGGACCAGUCGUUCGGCUGCUGCGAGGGCGCCGAGGCUCGCCGCAAGCUGCCGCGGAAGCCGGGCCCCAUGGUGAUGGUGAAGCAGCGGCAGGCGGCGAACGCGCGGGAGCGGGACCGGACCCAGAGCGUCAACACGGCCUUCACCGCCCUGCGGACCCUCAUCCCCACCGAGCCCGUGGAUCGCAAGCUCUCCAAGAUCGAGACGCUCCGCCUGGCCUCCAGCUACAUCUCCCACCUGGCCAACGUGCUGCUGCUGGGCGAGGGCUGCGAGGACGGGCAGCCCUGCUUCAGUGCCAUCUAUGGCGCCAAGGGCGACCUGGACAGCAAACAGCCCCGCAGCAUCUGCACCUUCUGCCUCAGCAACCAGCGGAAAGGGGGCAGUCGGAGGGACCUCGGGGGCAACUGCCUGAAGGUGCGAGGGGUGACGCCCCUGCGAGUGUCGCGGAGAUGAGCCGGGCUCCGGCAGCGCCCACCUGACACAGCGGCGGAGGCAGACGGAGCCCGCGCACGCCAGCCCAGAGACCGCAGCGGGGAGGGAGGGAGCUGCUCACCUGAGGUGGCAGCGGCCGAGCCCAGGCUGGCCCCACACCGACACUGGCCCUGGAGCCGGCAGGGGGGCGGGAGGACGCUCCCGUGGCCGAGGCUGCCCACGCGGGGCAGGCCCGGGGAGGGGUCCCCGCGCCCCGGGGCUGGACUGGAAGGGGCCGGUGUGCGGCCGGCGUCGAGGC